GUGUUUACUUCCGAAAUUUAUAUUGCUUGUGCAAUAAUUUGUUCAAUAUAUAAGUUGGUUUCAAUCACUUAUUUCUAUAAGAAAUAUUGUUACUAUACCAUAUGAGAGAAUGCCUAACGCAGCAAGAAAUAAGAGAACAAACAGGAGAACCUUUUCAGGCACUCACGACACGUGUCCUAUUUGUCAUGAGGAGAUCACUGCUUAUGCUGUUUCUCGGUGUAAUCAUCCUACCUGCUUCGUUUGUGCUAUAAGGAUGAGGGUUUUAAUGGAGCAAACCUACUGCUCUAUUUGCAGAGCUUCAACACCCAAGAUUCUCUGCACAAAGAAACCUUGUCGAUUUGAAGAAGUUGAUACAACGAAUUUCUUACGAAAUAAAGAAUAUGAUGGUAUACUCUUCGAAGAGAAUUCAAUUAAGAUAGAAGUUGAAGACCUACUACUGAAUCCGUGUCAAGUAUGUAAAAAGCUGUUUGAUAGCUUUUCUAGCUUGAACAUUCAUGUAAAAAGGGAGCAUGAAGUAUUCUUUUGCGAUUUGUGUUUGACAAAUUUGAAGAUAUUCACAUGCGAAAGAAAGCUAUAUAAUAGAUCCGACUUGGCUACACAUAGACGCAAGGGUGAUGCUGAUGAUAAAUCAUAUAGAGGUCAUCCUUUGUGUAAAUUUUGUGAUGAGAGAUUUUUCGAUAAUGAUGCUCUGGUUCGUCAUCUGCGGACAGAACAUUACUUUUGCCAUUUCUGCGAGGCCGAUCAAAUAUCAAAUGAAUUUUUCUCUUCGUAUCCAGACCUGAAGAAGCAUUUUAGAAUUAAGCACUUUCUUUGUGAAGAAGGAGAAUGUCAAAAAUCGCAAUUUACAAAUGCAUUUCGCACAGACAUGGAUUAUAGAGCCCAUAUUGCCAGAAAUCAUUCAAACAAAAUGAGCAAACAAGAAGCGAAACAGAUACGAACAUUUGGAAUUGACUUUUCCUAUAGAGGAGGACGAGGACGACGUUACGGUGGAAGAGGAACCAGUGAGCAUGAACCUGUAAACGAUAAUUUAAAUAGCUCAUUUGAGGAGCCUAAAGAACCUGAGAAAUUCAGCGAAAAUCCUGAGGAUUUUCCAACUUUAGAUGGCAGAGUUUUAGGCGGCUCAAAUUCAGAUAAAGAAAAAGGCUCGGAGUCCAAAGAUACAAUGGCUCGCAGGCUUGCAUUUAAUACAGGUCAGUCAGUUCAAGAAGGUGAAAUGGGAGACUUUCCUGCUCUUAAUAAAGAAACGAGAGUUAGCAAUAAUUCGGGAAAAUGGGUUAGAGGUGUUCAGAAAGAGACGCCAAAAUCACGCGCUUCUGAUGACUUUCCACAAUUACCAAAGAGUCAGAAACCAAUUUCUUUAUCCUCCCGUCCAGCACAUAAUCCUGCACCAGCUCAACCUCGAGUAGUUAAAGAAAAACCGAAAACCCCUGCAUAUUCUAUUAAUGAUGAUGAUUUCCCUGAUAUACCUCAAAGUAAACAUAUACCAUUUGGAAACGUGCUAUCCCAAGCUCCGGAAUCGAAAAUUUCGAUUACAAACCCUUCGGAGAUAAGAAAUUCACAAGCAACUUAUAAUGUUACACAAUAUAAACGGCCUGAUGUCUCCAAUACUGAUGAUUUUCCAGCUUUAGGAAAGCCUAAAGCUAAUGUAAAGGCACCCACACCAGGCGUAUGGAAAGCACAAAGUAAAAAAGAAAAAAAGAAAAAAAUUGAACCAGAACCAGAAGAAGAUCCAAUUCCGGGCUUAUUACUAGGUGAAAUUGCCGGUUUAAUAAUAAGUACUAAGCAGAAAGGAAAAUCAAAUCAUAAAGAGAAGGAAGGAACUGUAAAAGCAAAUUUAAAAGAGAAGGAAGAAAGUUCAGCAACUGAGAAAUUAGAAAAAUUAGAUGAAAACACAUCGCUGAAAUCUACUAACGAAGUGAAAAGUUUAAAGAAGCCACCACCCGGAUUUGAGACAGUUCCCAGACGUCUUAACAUUGAACAGACUGCAGCUAUCCUUUACUUGCCCGUAGAAGAUUUCCAUCUUCGCAAUGAAAAGUUACAGAAAAAAAUUACAACUUAUCUGCACGAUUUUUCAGACUCACUUGAAAAAUUCAAGGAAUUAGCGCAAAACUUUCGGCAAAGUCUUUUAACUGGCCAAGAAUACUUUAUAGAAUGUCAGAAGUUGAUUGGUGUCGAGGAAUUUAAGGGGAUUGUUGAAGAAUUAAUAGCUCUCUUGCCAGAUAUAAGUAAACAAAAUGAGUUAUUAUCCGUUUUCAAUACGAUGCAGGCCAAGGAUAGUAAGCGCAAGAGCUGGAAAAAGAAUGAACAUUCAUUGGUUACUUGUCCAAAUUGCAAACAGGUUUUAAGAACUGGUGAUAAACGUAAUCACGAAUUAUCACACUCAAGUGAUCAAUUAGAUUUUCCAGAACUAGGUUCCGCCCCAAGUAAUCGAUUUGGAAUGAAUUCUUGGAGUGGAAAACUUACUUGACAGCUGAAUUAGGUUGUAAUAUAAUUAUUAUUUGUUUCUAGAUAUGAUUUCGCUUUAGUUCACUUUGAUAAAUUUCAAAGUUUAGUGUAUGUACUGUGUUAAUGGGAUUUGAAUAAAAGAGAAAUACAACUUUGGGAGCUGCCUAAUAAAUGAAUUAUGUAUUAAUUUUUCGUUCUACAAUUAAAUGACUCCAAAUAAAAUUUAUUGAGUUAUGA
Messenger RNA from Dimorphilus gyrociliatus, 2682 nucleotides. NCBI's taxonomy places the organism in Eukaryota, Metazoa, Annelida, Polychaeta, Dinophilidae. The record is from the annotation of a GenBank genome assembly.